This is a messenger RNA of Ogataea polymorpha, 2338 nucleotides long. RefSeq lists its product as uncharacterized. Gene Ontology annotation, biological process: phosphoenolpyruvate transmembrane import into Golgi lumen. Gene Ontology annotation, molecular function: phosphoenolpyruvate transmembrane transporter activity; antiporter activity. NCBI's taxonomy places the organism in Eukaryota, Fungi, Ascomycota, Pichiomycetes, Pichiales, Pichiaceae. Gene Ontology annotation, cellular component: endoplasmic reticulum; Golgi apparatus. The transcript has a single exon. The record is from RefSeq and is a predicted model, not a curated record. Bases 22 to 1347 code for a protein of 441 amino acids.
CUUCCUCUCGCUUUCUCAACCAUGCUCUUAGUAUUUGGCCGGCCAAGUAUCCAGAAGCUACGCAGCUCCGUUCAGGAGCUGUUCACCAACGUAUCUCCGUUGCUGCCCCUUAUUGAUUGGAAAUUGUGCCUGCUAUGCGCGGUCUGGUACACGGUCAGUGUCGUUUCGUCCAACAGCACAAAAUCCAUCCUGCGCAAUUUCGACUACCCAGUGACGCUCACAGAGCUCCAGUUCAUCAUCAACGCCGCCUACUGUUUCCUUACCGUGGCGUUUGUCAAGAAAUAUGACGCCAUGUUUGCAUCUCACCGUCAUCAUCUUAACCCUAACUCUUUGUACGCAGACAAGGAGUCCACGUCGCUGUUGGACAAGUUUCCCAAGGGCACGUUUCCAGUGGAGCUCAACCGGUACGGCUACACCCUCGCAGACUUUCUGACCCCCACACUCUUUAUUUUGAAAACAACGCUGCCAAUGGGAAUGUUCCAGUUCUUGGGCCACAUCGCGUCACACAAGGCGACCUCAGUCAUCCCCGUUUCUUUAGUUCACACGAUUAAGGCACUUUCGCCUCUGACCACCGUUUUAAUCUACCGCUUCAUGUUCAAGCAGAAGUUUGGAAGCAAGACGUACUUGACCCUGCUUCCGCUGAUGGUCGGUGUCAUGUUGUCCUGCGUGAAAAACGACAGAAUCACCGCCGAUUCGGAGUUCUUCUACACCGGUUGCGUGUUUGCAUUCGUUUCCAUGCUCAUCUUUGUUUCGCAAAACAUCUUUGCCAAAAAAAUCCUAACUUUCGAGACUAAGGACCUCAAGAACGAUUAUUUCACGCACAGCCUCAACUACAAGGUCGUCAAGAGCGAGUCGGCCACAUCCACGCCCAUGCUUCCUAUCGCGAUGACUCCAAAACACAUUAGUCCGCCGGUCACGCCUUUGUUGGGCAAUUCGUCGCAGUCUCUCAACAAGCUGGUGAUCAACUCCGAGAAAAAGCUCGACAAGAUGUCAGUGCUGUUUCACUGCUCGUUUGUGGGCUUUGUGCUGACGCUCCCGCUGUAUCUACUCUCGGAGUUCUCGUCAGACUCCGGUUUUUCUCUCGCCAAGAUCGACCGCUACGUGGCGGGCUUAAUUCUCGUCAACGGACUCUCCCAUUUCAUGCAGAGCGUGGUCGCCUUCCAGAUACUCGGAAUGGUGAGUCCAAUCAACUACAGCAUCGCCAACAUCCUCAAACGGAUCAUCAUCAUCAGCUGCUCGAUCCUGGUGGAGGGAACGAAACUCAGCGCAGUCCAGUGGACAGGACUCGCGCUCACAUUCAUUGGGCUCUACUGCUACGACAAAUGGGGUGUGCAGCGCAAGCAGUGAACCGGCUAGUGACAUCCAGCAUCAGAUUCUCAUGAAAGCCAAGAUUAUAAGUAGUCACUUUAAUAGUAUUUAUUUAGUGUCCAGCAGGUUUUUCACCCGUCAGCUCGGCAACAAACUCCUUGGCGUAGUCUCCCAGAGUCACCAUGCACACCGUUUGCCAGACUCCCAGCAUAACUCUUGGAGUCACGCCUCUGUACAGGCCUUGUAUACCGUUGUUCGAGUAAAUGUACUUGGCUGCGCCAACAACGCUCAGCUUUUUCGGCCGGUUAGGGUCUUUGGUCUGCGAUUGCAUCUCGACCCUGAUCACCUCGAUAGGCUGGUUCCAGGCAGAAAGACCUCCACCAACCACAGACGACAGGAUUCUCUCGCCGGCUGCCAGCUUCUCGUCCUUGCUCUUACCUGUCAACGACCUGAUGCUGUCUUCUGCAAGUCGCGAAAGACCAAAUCUCGAACCCCAAUUGGUCAUCUGUCUGAUGGCCACGGCGUUGACACCUUUGUUGAUGCCUCUGAUACCGUCUUUGGCAAAGAUCUCCUUGAAGACCUCGAAGGUGCUCUUAACAGGAGCUCCGGCUGCAGCAGCCUUGUGACGCGUGAUCUCCACGGUCUUCAUGCACGUGCAGAAUCCCAUUGUCAGGUAUGCCUGGAACAAACCACCAGUGAUUCCUCCACCUAUACCAGACACAAACGGAGACGCUCCCAGCAGCUUGAGACGGUAUUCGGCCUCCGAAGAGACAAACAACAGCACAGCACCCUUGGUACUGGCCUCAAUCCAGGCCCACGGAAUCAGGCCCUGGUAGAAACCGUACAAUCCUCCACGCGACCAGACGUGUUUGGUGGCCUGAAAAAUGGAGAGCGACCGGUUGGCGGCCAUAGUGGUUUUGACCACCUCCAAAGGCUGGCCCAGCGUAGUGACCUCAAACAUGUUGAGACCUGCCCCGAGCAGGAUGUUCGAAAAAGAAAUGGGUUUCUUCUGGACCUCGCUCAUGGUGCG